Phragmites australis (common reed) is the source of this 1655-nucleotide messenger RNA. RefSeq names its product DNA-directed RNA polymerase I subunit rpa49-like. Gene Ontology annotation, biological process: RNA polymerase I preinitiation complex assembly; nucleolar large rRNA transcription by RNA polymerase I; transcription elongation by RNA polymerase I. The transcript has 4 exons. Gene Ontology annotation, molecular function: DNA binding. Lineage: Eukaryota; Viridiplantae; Streptophyta; Magnoliopsida; Poales; Poaceae. Gene Ontology annotation, cellular component: RNA polymerase I complex. The record is from RefSeq and is a predicted model, not a curated record. Bases 88 to 1368 code for a protein of 426 amino acids.
GGAGGGCCUGUGCGCAAAAAUCCGAUACUUCUCUAGUCUUAAGCAACAAAGCACUGGCUCACCUCCAAAACCCUAGAGCCGUCUCCAAUGGCGGACCUCCAAACCCUAGCAACGCCAGCCCCCGCCUCCGCCUCCUCCAAGAAGAAGCACUCCAAGAAGCGCAAGGCCAUCGACGUCACCGUCGACGCCUCCCUCGCAGGCGGCGCCGCCUCCGCCGCUGCCGCGGCCCCCGUGGUCGCCUACUUCCCCUCCGGCUACGACCCCCUCGCCGCCGCCGACGGGCCCCCGCGUGCGCGGCUCUUCCGCCGUGAGAGGCGCACCACCCACGUCGACCUCGUGGUCGGUAGCCCCGGUGGUGGCCCCGACUUCGUCGGCCGCAGCUACGCCGGCGAAGCAGCCACGCCGCAGCUCUGCAGCUACGCGCUCGGCGUCCUCGACAAGGCAUCCGGCACCCUCAAGGUCGUCCCCAUCGCCGCCAAUAAGAUUCUGAGGCUAGAGCCACAUCUUGAAAUGCAUAAACCAGCACAUUCACAGCACUCUGAGGUGGCAUCAGAAGUGGGUUCAGCUGUAGCAAAUGAUGAAAUGAAGGUACAAGAUCUUACCCAGAUGUAUGGCGCCAAGAAAGACAAGGAUACGGAUAAUAAGUGGAGGUCAUUAAAUGAACAAAGAAAUGACCCUUUUGCUUAUGAGAACCUUGACCUUGGAAAGACCAAUGCCAGUGAUAGCCAGGCACCAGAAAUUGUUCGGAACAUUCCACCUUAUGAUCCUACUGCAGAUAUGUCAGAAAAUGCAUAUCUUUUUGAUGAGAUUAUUCCAAAGAAUAUACGGCCACACCUGUUAGAAAUUGUGGGUCAUUUAGAAUCAGGAGAAUUUCCUUCAAAAGGCUAUGGGAGUUUUGUUUCAAAUCGUGUACAGAAGUUGCAUGAGCUUCAGGGUGAAGAUAAGGAUAGGCUUGCUUGGAUACUGUCCUAUAUCACAUAUCUCCUAUCUUUGUUGGCACGGAAUGGCUCCAUGUCCAAGCGUCACAGGAAGGACAGAAAGGAAAACCAGGGACCAACGACCCCACAUGCUGUAUAUCGUAAGCUGUUGCUGAUGUUUACUGAACCAGGAUCUAGUGCCUUGUCAACGGAGAAAAACGAGCUUCUGAUCAACUACAUCUUGGUCCUAACGCUUUUUGCCGAUGACUUCAGAUCUGAUCCUUCAGAUAUAUGUGCUGACCUGAAAAUGACCAGGCAGAUGCUUAAACCAUAUUUUGACCAGUUGGGAUGCAAAUCUGUGUCAACAGGUGCUUUUAAACCCACUUUCAUGACACUACCAGCCCCUCUCAAGUUCCCACAGGAAGUUACAAGGAGAAGGCGGCGACAGUAAUCAUCUAUGGAAGAGAACACAAUGGCAAUUACCUCAAGAAAGGGCUUACAUUACUUGAAUGUGGGUGUGAUCGGAAAAGGCCGUUCUGAAAUUGCACGGGUGGCAUGGUUUUUGAAAUGUACUGAAGUGAGGAAGAUAGUUGCUUCACUUUGUUUUCUUUGUCAGUUUUUUGUCAAAAAGGAAAAAUACUGUCUAUGUAUUGAUGGUUCUUUGCCUAUCAUAGUUCACUUAAAAUGCUACCUUUGUGUUAUCGUGUUUCUGUUAAUUCCAUCAUAAUAUUACACAUC